UUGUGAGCUGCUGCGCGGCCGCCCGAUCGGGGCCGUUAUGGCGGCUCCAUAUUAAUACUCUCCUCCUUCUUUUCCUCCCCCUCCUCUGGAGCCGUCUGCCCCUCACCCGGACGCCACCUCCACUCUCCUCCCCCCUCCCCCCCCCCCCGCCUUCUUCUACCAUGCCCGGCAUGAUGGAGAAAGGGGCCGAGUUUCUGGGGAAGAACCGGUCCGCCAACGGCGGCGGGAAGAACCCGGCCGGCGCCUCCAACGGGCUCCCCUUCUCGGAGCCGGAGAGCGGCGGCAGCAGCGACGACGAGCACGGUGAUGUUGGAAUGAGGGUCGGAGCGGAAUAUCAAGCUCGAAUCCCCGAAUUCGAUCCUGGUGCUACGAAAUACACCGAUAAAGACAAUGGAGGGAUGCUUGUCUGGUCACCAUAUCACAGUAUUCCAGACGUCAAGUUGGAUGAAUACAUUGCAAUUGCGAAGGAAAAGCACGGCUACAAUGUGGAACAGGCACUUGGCAUGUUGUUCUGGCAUAAGCAUAACAUUGAGAAGUCCCUUGCUGAUCUCCCUAAUUUCACUCCUUUCCCUGAUGAGUGGACAGUGGAAGAUAAAGUCCUGUUUGAGCAAGCUUUUAGUUUCCAUGGGAAGAGCUUCCACAGGAUUCAGCAAAUGCUUCCAGAUAAGACUAUUGCAAGCCUUGUAAAGUAUUACUAUUCCUGGAAAAAAACUCGAUCUAGGACUAGUUUGAUGGAUCGUCAGGCUCGGAAACUCGCCAAUAGACAUAAUCAAGGUGACAGUGAUGAUGAUGUGGAAGAAGCACAUCCAGUGGAUGGAAAUGACAGUGAUUAUGAUCCUAAAAAAGAAGCCAAAAAAGAGGGUAAUACUGAACAGCCCGUUCAAACCAGCAAGAUUGGUCUUGGAAGGAGAGAGUAUCAGAGUUUGCAGCAUCGUCAUCACUCUCAGCGUUCUAAGUGCCGCCCACCCAAGGGCAUGUAUCUGACCCAAGAAGAUGUAAUGGCAGUUUCUUGUAGUCCUAAUGCAGCCAACACCAUUCUCAGACAACUGGAUAUGGAGUUAAUAUCUCUAAAAAGACAGGUUCAAAAUGCUAAACAAGUAAACAGUGCCCUUAAACAGAAAAUGGAAGGUGGAAUUGAAGAAUUCAAACCUCCUGAGUCAAAUCAGAAAAUUAAUGCACGUUGGACCACAGAGGAACAGCUUCUUGCAGUACAAGGUGUCCGCAAAUAUGGUAAAGAUUUUCAAGCUAUUGCAGAUGUAAUUGGCAACAAGACUGUUGGCCAAGUGAAGAACUUCUUUGUAAACUACAGGCGUCGGUUUAACUUAGAGGAGGUAUUGCAGGAAUGGGAAGCAGAACAAGGAACCCAGGCUUCUAAUGGUGAUGCUUCUACUUUAGGGGAGGAGACAAAAAGUGCUUCUAAUGUGCCAUCAGGAAAGAGCACUGAUGAAGAAGAGGAGGCACCAACCCCCCAGGCCACACGGUCUCUAGGCUCGACGCCUCCAGCCCCAGCAUCCACCCCUACGCCAGCGGCCCCGGUAGCCACCCUGAACCAGCCUCCCCCGCUGCUCCGGCCGACACUUCCCGCCGCCCCCGCUCUCCAUCGCCAGCCCCCGCCACUCCAGCAACAGGCUCGAUUCAUCCAGCCCCGGCCGACUCUGAAUCAGCCUCCCCCGCCUCUGAUUCGUCCUGCUAAUCCGAUGCCUCCUCGCCUAAACCCAAGACCGGUGUUGUCCACGGUUGGCGGCCAACAGCCACCAUCGCUGAUCGGCAUUCAGACAGAAUCCCAGUCCUCUCUGCACUAAAGAAGGGGAGUGGGACAGGAUUUCAGUUAUUUCCAAACACAGCAUUUUACCCCUUGGGUCGCUUGAUGCCGGCGCAAGCGGGAGGAAAGAGCAAUCUUCCGUAGAUAUUAAAGCGGAAAUCGUUUUCUAGUGAGGCCACAAGCCAGAAUCGGUUCCUUUGGAACACGGGUCAACACCCAGUUGAAAGAUUUUUCCGUGCAGCAGUCUAAAAUGGUCUAUCCAACAGAAAGCCCUCGGUUAGCUCUUUUUUUACAUAUAUGUUGAAGGAAAUGAUUUCAGAAAAGGUGGUUUAAUUGAUUUUUACUCUAUUUAUUUUACUGAAGUUCUUUGUAUUCUAACCUCCUUUAUAUUCAAGCCACUCAGUUUAGGAAUAUGUCGACCUUAGGAAUUCGAGGUAACUCCUCAGUAGAUUUUUAAACUAUAGAGGAGUUUCUGCUUUGUUUGAGCUCUUUACAUUUUUUAAAGUGUUUUCCUAUGUUGGAAUGCAAAAAUAAACAGCCUGCAUUUCAGAUUUUGGCACAUAUUAGCCCAGCUAGUAUUACUUUUUGCACUUUUUAAAGAAUUCGCCUUUUUUCUUCCCUUUCUUUUGUGAGAGACAUUGCCUUUGUACAGUUUUUUUAGAUUAUAUACUCCUUCAAAGCACUGUAAUUCUGUUAUUUGCAAAGCAAAUAUAUGACAUUACAUCAAAUUUUCUAAAUUUCUUAGCCACGUAAUAUAUGGAGUUUGAGUCUAGUGUAAGGUUUAAUUAACUGCAGAUGAAUGUCACUAGUUCUUCCUCUACUGUUAUGAGGGAACAAAUACUUUUAUGUCAGGAUGAGGAUAACCAACAUUAUGUCUAAUAUAAGACUGUAAUUUGUUAAAGUUCAGUUAAUUCCCUUGAAAAUAAUUUAUAAGUUUUGGAUUUGUUUGAGUUUUUUCUCUUCAGAUUCUAUGUUGCAUAGACUUUAGGCAGCGGCAGUUGUAUCGCUUAACCAGGAAGAGGUUUUGGGUUUUGUUUGGUUUGUUGUUGUUUUUUUUUAAUCUGUCAGGAACUGGUGGUGACUAUUGUAGCCAUUAUUCAUAUUAGUUUGUCUGAAGUAAGGCUUUCUGAACUAAUUAUUCCCUUUCUAAUUUUUGUAUAGCUCUGUUUUAUUAUCAGCGAUAGUGUUUUGUAAGUCACCCGCUGCUUAUCUAGAUGCAUUUGUUUUGUACCUUACAACCGACCCAUUACUCUUGAGCUUUGGGAAUGAAAUACAUUUAAUUAUCAAAUUCUCCAGGAGGGAGAGAAAUUGGGAAUUUAGUCAUGCUUUAUCAAGUUCAUGGAUUUUGCACCAGUUGUGUGGAUUUCUCAAUUAAGCGGCAAACCCAUUUUAAAGUUGCACUUUGCUGACCACAAGCUUUUUAAGAAACAGUGUUCUAAUAGCAUAACAAUCACAUUUAUGCUAUAUUAAGUUGGUAGUGAAAUUGAAACUUGGAAAAGGAGUGUGGUUUCCUGAAUUGCUAUUCUAAAAACGUAAGGUUUACUUUUCCAAUAUUAAGGCUUAAAGUGUGUUCCUGAAUCAUUUUACUUUCAAAACUAUUUAUUUUUUUAAAUGGCAAUAGUCUACAUCUCCCACUUUAUUUCAUAUUUUUGCUAAUGAACUGAAAGAUGAGCCAUUUUGGUCUAAGGAUUGAAGAACCUAAGAAUAAAUGAUCCUGAUCAGAAUUCUAAUUCCAAAAGUGGGCUGCUGCCCUCUCUGUGGACCUGAAGAAUAUUCUGAUAAGCAGUAUUUCCCUAACCUUAAAUGUUUUUUUAAGGAGAACCUCUUUUUCUUCAGUGGAACUUGUCACAACGGUUCCCUAAACCUGGAAUGUAAUAAUCAGUCAAUGGUAUUUGUUGAGCACUUACUGCAUCUAACUGCCCUCCAGAGUCUUAUCGUCAACAAGAAUUCUGUUUUGUGCGAUUUUGACUUAAAAAUAGCUAUUCCCAGCCAGUUGGUUGUGGACAAGAGAAUCCGUCUUCUGCAUUGUAAAGAAGUAUUGAGAUCAAGUCUCACAAAUGUGCUUUCUGUACCUUUGCAAACUUUUUGUCUCGUCUAGCGUCAGUAGAACUUCAGUAUACAGUAUGUGGCGUGUUUCAGUUGGUCAACUCCAACUUCGAUCAAGCUGUUCCGUACAUUGUCAUUCAGUUAAAAUCCUGUUGUGUCCCAAACUUGGGCCAGGGUGCUGUACUUGAGGGAUGUUAGCACACAGUGGGGAAAUCUUAAAUUUGGUAGUUAUAUAACAUAUGUACAUAGUGAAAUGUCUUUUUAUUGUGUGCUUUACAUAUUAUGUAAAUAGAUUGCACGUCUUUUUGGUUUUUUGUUUUUUGGGUUUUUGGGUUUUUUUUUUAAUUUUUGUUUAAGCAGUGUUUGGCCUGGAAGAGUGAUAUGCUUGCUGCUUAAUCAAAAGAUUAAAGUUUUAAAGAAGUCUGUGUCUUCUAUUUUUAUGUAACUUGUUAAUGGCACUUGAACAAUUUAGGGCCUUUUUUUACUGUGAAGCCCUAAACUCAUUUUAUUUUUUUAUUUAAAAAAAAUAGAUAUCUCUAAAUGGCAGUUGUUGCUUUCCAGAUGAAUUCAAUAUAAAAAAGUUUUGAAAUCUAAUUCUAUAACUCUUUUGUAACAUUGUACGAAAUUAACACCAAAGUAAUUUCCUGGCUAUUUUUCAAGAUUUAAAAAAAAUAAAUGACAAAGAAUAAUGUUGGCAUAUAUAUUUUGUAAAUGUAAUGGAGAGUACAUAUCCUGAAUGGUUCCAUCCCCAGUGUAAUUUAUGAAGAAUUUAUUUUCAGUUUUAAAAAACUGGUGAGCAGAAAAGUAUGCACCCUUCAAAUAAGAUUUAAGUUCAUAUAAUAAUGAUGGUAUUUGUUAAGCGCAAGUUCAUAUGAAAAUGAAUUACAUUGUGUCAUACACUCAGGUUUGUGAUGGCCUAUCAACUGAACUCACAUCUGGAAAGAAAUGUUCACAAAAGUAGAGAAGGCAUCAGUGAGGGACGGCACACUAUGCCAACCCAUGAGUUCUCCAUCCUGGGAAAUCUUUUAAAAAGGACAGUCCUCCAUCACCCUGAGACAGGAUGAGCUAGACAGAGUCCCUCCCAGCUCUGCAAGGGACCCAAAAACUUGUUGCAGUGCCUUAGGAUAAUAUGACCAGUGCUAAAGUGAAAGUUUGUCUCUGUGAAACUAUUUGAAAUUUGUGAAAAUAAAAGCUGAGAAAACAGCAA
Molecule: messenger RNA, 5015 nt
Organism: Ornithorhynchus anatinus (platypus)
Lineage: Eukaryota; Metazoa; Chordata; Mammalia; Monotremata; Ornithorhynchidae
Gene: RCOR3
Product: REST corepressor 3
Exons: 12
Coding region: 162-1802 (546 amino acids)
Biological process (GO): regulation of transcription by RNA polymerase II; negative regulation of DNA-templated transcription
Cellular component (GO): transcription regulator complex; histone deacetylase complex
Molecular function (GO): transcription corepressor activity
Source: RefSeq, a predicted model, not a curated record